Molecule: messenger RNA, 3460 nt
Organism: Lutra lutra (Eurasian river otter)
Lineage: Eukaryota; Metazoa; Chordata; Mammalia; Carnivora; Mustelidae
Gene: SEC61A1
Product: SEC61 translocon subunit alpha 1
Exons: 12
Coding region: 161-1591 (476 amino acids)
Biological process (GO): SRP-dependent cotranslational protein targeting to membrane, translocation; post-translational protein targeting to membrane, translocation
Cellular component (GO): Sec61 translocon complex; membrane
Molecular function (GO): ribosome binding; transmembrane protein transporter activity; signal sequence receptor activity
Source: RefSeq, a predicted model, not a curated record
GCCGCGCCGCGCCGCGCCGCGCCGCUCGCCGCGGUGCUAGCACUGACGUGUCUCUCGGCGGAGGUGCAGCGCUCCGGAGCGGGCUGGGCCGCGGACAGCCUCACCUCACUUGGAGUGGAGCGGAGCCGAAGGGGGACCCGGAGCCCGAGCAGCCGCCGCCAUGGCGAUCAAAUUUCUGGAAGUCAUCAAGCCCUUCUGUGUCAUCCUGCCGGAAAUUCAGAAGCCGGAGAGGAAGAUUCAGUUUAAGGAGAAAGUGCUGUGGACCGCAAUCACCCUCUUUAUCUUCUUAGUAUGCUGCCAGAUCCCGCUAUUUGGUAUCAUGUCUUCAGAUUCAGCUGACCCUUUCUAUUGGAUGAGAGUGAUUCUCGCCUCGAACAGAGGCACAUUGAUGGAGCUGGGUAUCUCUCCCAUUGUCACCUCCGGCCUCAUCAUGCAGCUCUUGGCUGGUGCCAAAAUAAUUGAAGUUGGUGACACCCCAAAAGACCGAGCCCUCUUCAAUGGAGCCCAAAAGUUAUUUGGCAUGAUCAUUACCAUCGGCCAGUCCAUCGUGUACGUGAUGACAGGAAUGUACGGAGAUCCUUCGGAAAUGGGCGCUGGAAUCUGCCUGUUAAUCACCAUACAGCUCUUUGUUGCUGGCUUAAUUGUCUUACUUUUGGAUGAACUUCUGCAAAAAGGAUACGGCCUGGGCUCUGGGAUCUCCCUCUUCAUUGCCACUAACAUCUGCGAGACCAUCGUGUGGAAGGCGUUCAGCCCCACCACUGUCAACACUGGCCGAGGAAUGGAAUUUGAAGGCGCCAUCAUUGCGCUGUUCCAUCUGCUGGCCACACGCACUGACAAGGUCCGAGCCCUUCGAGAGGCCUUCUACCGACAGAAUCUUCCCAACCUCAUGAAUCUGAUUGCCACCAUCUUUGUCUUCGCAGUGGUGAUCUAUUUCCAGGGCUUCCGCGUGGACCUACCCAUCAAGUCAGCCCGUUACCGAGGCCAGUACAACACCUACCCGAUCAAGCUCUUCUACACCUCCAACAUCCCCAUCAUCCUGCAGUCCGCCCUGGUGUCCAACCUGUACGUCAUCUCCCAGAUGCUGUCCGCCCGCUUCAGUGGCAACCUGCUGGUCAGCCUGCUGGGCACCUGGUCUGAUACUUCCUCCGGGGGCCCGGCACGUGCUUAUCCUGUUGGCGGCCUGUGCUACUACCUGUCCCCGCCAGAAUCCUUUGGCUCCGUGUUAGAAGAUCCCGUCCAUGCCGUGGUGUACAUAGUGUUCAUGCUUGGUUCGUGUGCGUUCUUCUCCAAAACCUGGAUUGAGGUCUCGGGCUCCUCUGCCAAAGAUGUCGCAAAGCAGCUGAAGGAGCAGCAGAUGGUGAUGCGGGGCCAUCGAGAGACUUCCAUGGUCCAUGAGCUCAAUCGGUACAUCCCCACCGCCGCAGCCUUUGGUGGGCUGUGCAUCGGGGCCCUCUCCGUCCUGGCCGACUUCCUGGGUGCCAUCGGGUCUGGAACUGGGAUCCUGCUCGCGGUCACGAUCAUCUACCAGUACUUUGAAAUCUUCGUGAAGGAGCAGAGCGAGGUCGGCAGCAUGGGGGCCCUUCUCUUCUGAGCCACGUCUCCCUGGACCAGGAGAGGGGCCCUGCCUGGAGUUGCAAGGGAGGGGGACAGUGAGGCCCGUGGGGUGCUCAUUGCAGGAGUGCUGCUACAGCACCGGGACUUUUGUUUAAUAAUGUUUUUGAAUUUCAUACUCUUUCAUUCCACUUUGUAAAGUGCUAGAAUUUUUCCAGUUUGAAAUUUUGCUUUUUAUGCUGGCAUUGGCAGAAAGAACGGUAGGAAGGAGGUUUUAUGGAGCUGACUGACAGAGGUGGGGACGGCAAAGGACGGUCCCCAGGUAACUUUUUUUUUUAAUCUUUGCACGUGCUCAGUGCCGUAGGCGGCUGCAGUGGUCUGAGCUGUUCCCCUAGCAUGGGAACUUUUUGAAUAGAAGCACAAACCUCGUAGCUGUGUCUCCGUCUUGGCCAUAGGGCACGAGGCUGAGAGCAAAUCAUGUUUUCUGGUGGACAUGACUCACUGGUGAGUCCCUAUCACAAUCAGGGGUUAGAAUACCUGGCUUCAAACUGUUUCUCUGGAAGACACCAUUGUUUUCCCCUUUUAUAAGUAGUUUUUUAGGAACAAGCCUCUUCGAAAGAAAGGGAUGGGUUUUCCAGAAGACACUCUUGGGCCGUCUGUUAAUUUUUCUGCAUGUGCCUGUUGGCUAUUCUCGUUGACUGUUCUGGUUGGGCUUUUGAGGCUGAAGAGCACGGAGUCGGCUUGGCUCCAUCGUGUCUGGCUGGCUGUCAUCGGUUUGUGUCCUCUGAUGGAGCGAGGCCAGGAUUCUCCAGGCUUAUGGAGUUGGCGCCUGGCCCAGACGGGUGGACGCUGCGUGACCCUUGAAGUGACGUGUGUCUGUACCAUCCUUCCGGUUGUCGCCGGACGGGCCUCCCGCUCGCCUACAGCAGCCCUCACAUGGAAAGACGGUGGCUUCACUUUUACAGGCCACUGUGCCUUCCAGGCUGAGAACGUCCCAUCAUGUUUAUAGCACUUUGCUUCACUGUGCCUAGGACCAAAUGCAUGUUAAGUAAAUGACCAGAUUCCACCUGUCCUCUAGCUUCAGUCAGCACCGCCCCGCAGAGAGGAGGGUGCAGGCCCCACAUCCGUGGCAAAAUCAGGGUCAGAGAGCUUAGGUCUUUGUUUUUGUUUUUGUUUUUUAGUAAGUUGCUCCAGCCUGUGACUGGAAAAGACUCAUGGUGAUGUCUAGAAUGAGUUCUGUUUGUGGUAACAGGGGACCUAGGGUUUAGGCAGCGGAACCUUUUCCGAGGCCGGCAGGGAGGCUCCUCGGACAGGCGGUGCUGGCAGCAGGGACAGCAGAGUCGGGCACCACAAGCCUGAGGAAUUCUCCCUGGAGGAAGCCCCAGCUCUAAGGAAGCACCCGGGGCCCUGCGGAGAGAGAUGCCCCACCAGCAGCCGGCACACGGUGGCCUUCGAAGCAGAGCCAUGGUCACGACUCAGUAGAGCUGAGUCUGAGCUCCUAGGACACCUCACUCACAGCGCUAACCAGGGAACAGACCAACCGAGGGACAAGAAGCGACUUGCCCGAAUCCACCUGGCAAGUCAGCAGCAGAAGCAGGAUGGGCCCGACAGGUCUGUUGACCCCUCAGUCCAGGGCAUCCCACCAUAUCACACGUGGCCUUGUCAGACCCAGUCCUGAGCAGAGACUCGAUGCUCCCCCCGCGGCACGCCAUCUGCUCAGCCCCACCCGUGGUUACGCUGUGGGCACCAGCCUUAUGGGUGGGGCCCUGCGUGGCUCGUGCUCUGUGGUCUGUGAUCACAGUGGGUAGGGGCUGACCCCAGCUUCCAAGGGACUGUCACUGUGGACGCCAAAAUGGCAUAAAUGAGUUAAGGUGAAUAAGUGACAAAUAAAGCCAAUUUUUACAAGCCA